Molecule: messenger RNA, 1846 nt
Organism: Naegleria gruberi
Lineage: Eukaryota; Heterolobosea; Eutetramitea; Acrasida; Naegleriidae
Product: mitochondrial chaperonin cpn60
Exons: 1
Coding region: 1-1719 (572 amino acids)
Biological process (GO): protein refolding
Molecular function (GO): ATP binding; ATP-dependent protein folding chaperone
Source: RefSeq, a predicted model, not a curated record
AUGUUGAAUAGAAGAAUCAAUCAUAGAGCAGUCAUUCAAUUGUUGAACAACCAACAAAGAAAUGUUAGCAAGGAUAUUUUCUACGCUGAUGCUGGUAGAAGAAAGCUCUUGGCUGGUGUUGAAAAACUCUACAAGGCUGUUGCUACCACUCUCGGUCCAAAGGGUAGAAAUGUUGUCUUGCAACAAUCAUAUGGUUCACCAAAGAUCACCAAGGAUGGUGUUACUGUUGCUAAACACAUUGAAUUGGAAGAUAAUAUGGAAAAUCUCGGUGCUCAACUCAUUAAAGAUGUUGCCUCAAAGGCCAACGAUGCUGCUGGUGAUGGUACUACCACUGCUACUGUUCUUACUUAUGGUAUCUUCUCUGAAGGUUGUAAGGCUGCUGCUUCUGGUAUGAAUCCAAUGGAUUUGAAGAGAGGUAUUGAUUUGGCUGUCAAGCAAGUUAUUGAAAGUUUAAAGAAACAAACCAAGGAAAUUACAUCAAAGGAAGAAAUUACUCAAGUUGCUACUAUUUCUGCUAACGGUGAUAGAGAUAUUGGUGAAUUGAUUGCCAAUGCUAUGGAAAAAGUUGGUCAAGAAGGUGUCAUCACUGUUGAAGAUGGUCAUACUAUGGAUAACGUUUUGGAAGUUGUUGAAGGUAUGAGAUUUGAUAGAGGAUACAUUUCUCCAUACUUUAUGACUGAAACAAAGACUCAAACUUGUGUUUUGGAAAAGCCAGUUAUUUUGGUUUAUGAUUCAAAGAUUUCAUCAAUUGUUGAUAUUAUCAAGCCAUUGCAAUAUGCCCUCAACAAUAAGAGACCAUUGUUGAUUAUUGCUGAAGAUGUUGAAGGUGAAGCUUUGAACACUUUGAUUUUGAACAGAAUCAAGGCUGGUUCUCAAGUUUGUGCUGUCAAGGCUCCAGGUUUCGGUGACAAUAGAAAGAACAAUUUGCAAGAUAUUGCUGUUUUGACUGGUGCUACUUUGGUCAGCAAGGAUUUGGGUAUGAAGAUUGAAAAUCCAGAAAUUGAAUGGUAUGGUAGUGCUGAAAAGAUUACCAUCACUAAGGAUGAAACUGUCAUUAUGAAUGGUUCUGGUGCUAAGGAAGCUAUUGCUGAAAGAUGUGACGCUAUUCGUGAACAAUUGCAAAGAGCUGAUGUUUCUUCAUUCGAAGCUGAAAAGUUCAGAGAAAGAUUAGGUAAAUUGUCUGGUGGUGUUGCCUUGUUGAAGAUUGGUGGUUCCUCAGAAGUUGAAGUUGGUGAAAAGAAGGAUCGUGUUACUGAUGCUUUGAACGCCACUAAGGCUGCUGUUGCUGAAGGUAUUGUCGCUGGUGGUGGUACUGCUUUGACUUUUGCCUCCAAGACUUUGGACAAGUUGAUUUCCGAAUUGACUGUUGAAGAUCAAAAGGUUGGUGUCAAGAUUGUUCAAAAUGCUAUCCGUAUGCCACUCAAGAUGAUUGCUCAAAAUGCUGGUUUGGAAGGUGCUGUCAUUUCUGAACGUGUUUUGGGUUAUACUGAACCAACCCAAGGUUUCGAUGCUUCUAAGGGAGUCUUUGUUAACAUGUUCGAACAAGGUAUUAUUGAUCCAACUAAGGUCGUCAAGACUGCUUUGGUCGAUGCUGCCUCUGUUGCUUCCCUCAUGACCACCACUGAAGCUAUGGUUGUUUUGACUCCAAAGAAGGACUCUGAUAUGCCACCAAUGGGCGGUAUGGGAGGUAUGGGAGGAAUGGGAGGUGGAAUGUUCUAAAUGAAUUAAAUUCUCAAACUCACAACCUAGAUUUAAAACCCUAUAGACCCCUUAAUGCGAAUUCCCUCUAAUUUUUGAUUGUUCUUACGAACUUGCCUACCCAAUAAAAUUUUGAAAACUUUCUGAA